Spodoptera littoralis (African cotton leafworm) is the source of this 1137-nucleotide messenger RNA. The record is from the annotation of a GenBank genome assembly. Lineage: Eukaryota; Metazoa; Arthropoda; Insecta; Lepidoptera; Noctuidae.
AUGCGGUUGACUAUAUUGGUAUCAGUACUAAUUUUGGGGUUGGUAGCAGCUGAGCUGCCAUUGGCCGAAAAAUGUAACGAAGAACUAUGUAAGCUGCCAAACUGUAGAUGUUCGUCCACAAACAUUCCUGGUGGAUUCCGUCCAAGGGACACUCCUCAGUUUAUCACACUGACCUUCGACGAUGCAGUCAACGUCAGAAAUAUGGCAACUUACCGAGAGAUUCUUUACAAUCGCAAGAAUGCCAAUGGGUGCCCUAUUGGAACUACAUUUUACGUCAGUCAUGAGUACUCUAACUACCACCUUAUCAAUGAAUUGUAUAAUCAAGGAUUUGAAAUCGCCCUACACUCGAUCACCCAUAGAACUCCUACUGAGUUCUGGGCAGCAGCCAGCUAUAAAGAUUUGAAGGAAGAAAUUGCGGAUCAAAAAGAACUUAUUGCUCAUUUCGCCAACAUUCCUCAAGAGAGUAUCCGAGGUGUACGUAUACCAUUCCUGCAGCUGGCUGGCAAUACAAGCUACCAAGUAAUGGCUGACCAUGGAUUAGAAUACGACUCUUCCUGGCCCACUAGUGAAAUAUUAAAUCCAGGCCUUUGGCCCUAUACCUUGGACUAUGCAUCCAUUCAGGACUGCCCGGUCCCGCCUUGCCCAACUGCCUCCAUUCCAAAACCUUGGGUACAACCAAUGCUCUCUUUUAGGGACACUAUGGGAUUCCCAUGUGCUAUGGCUGAUUCUUGUUUUUUCACUCCAGUCGUUACCGAUGUGGACGCAUGGUACAAGCUCUUCAUUAGAAAUUUUGAGAGACAGUACUUCGGCAACCGAGCUCCUUUCGGCUUCUACCUCCACGAGUGGUACCUUGAAAGUCAACCUGGAGUUAAAGCCGCUUACAUCAAAUUCCUUGAUACAGUCACUAGAUUGAGUGAUGUUUUUCUGGUAAACCAUGGGGAAGUCUUAGACUGGGUUAAAAAUCCAGUUCCUUUGAAUGAAUACAUGAAAAAACCCUGCAGAUCUUUUACUCCAACCAACUGUGCAAUGAGGUCCUGUCAUGCUUUCGAACCAAACAAUAGGAAAAAUUACUGGUUUGAUAUAUGCACUAACUGUCCACGUCUUUAUCCCUGGGUGGGCAACCCACUAGGAGCAUAA